AUGAAAGACAGAUUUCACCAGAAAAAUCUCUCUCGCUACACAAGUUUUGAGCUAUUCCUGUACGAGUUACUAGACCAAUUCCUCAUCCUAUUCAUCGUCUCCCCGUCCGCAGUGCUGGUCUGGCGAGGAAGCUGGAAAUUUUUCGACGAAUUUCUCUUUCCCGAAUACUUAUUGAUCAGCGGAUGGGUUUCCGUGGGCAUCGGGUAUAUUUUUAUAAUAAUGACUUUCUUGUUCGUGGAGUGGAAAGGCGGUGACCUCAAACUUUUCGAAAAGUACAAAGAAUGGCGUCUAUUCAUGUACCCUCUGUCCAUCAGCGUAUUACACGCGUGGCGUGGUGUUUGGAUGCUCUUAGAUAUAUAUUGUUCCAAUGACGGUUAUAAUUUAUUAAUCUCGCACGUCGUAUCUUUCGUCGUUCUUGGCUUAACCAAAACUGUAUCGAACUCGAUGUUCAUACCGGCAUUUUAUGCAAGCGAUUAUUGCGUCACGCCUUUCCAAAUCGGCACCGCGUUUGGUACAGCGAAUACGCGAACUAAUCCAUUUUACAAACUAUUCGAUUAUCUCUUCACCAUGACUGUGAUUACUGUAUCGACGGUUGCAUUUUGGAGAUCAAGUUGGACGGCUUUAAAUGUUUACGUGUUCCCAGAUCACGAGGCGUUCAGUAAUCUCUUGUCGAUCAUAGUGGGCUAUACCAUUAUUGCAUCGUUCAAAUUGAUAGAGGGCUCACUCAAGUCGUUAGCGGAGUGUUCGAAAGUUGUGACAUUUAUUCUGCAAGCGGCGUUCUGUUAUUCCAUGGGAUUUGCUGCGAUUAAUUUGUGGCGUGGAACUUGGCAGAUGAUUGGGUUGUUAUACCCAGGUAUGUGUUGCAUU
Messenger RNA from Paramuricea clavata, 867 nucleotides. Lineage: Eukaryota; Metazoa; Cnidaria; Anthozoa; Malacalcyonacea; Plexauridae. The record is from the annotation of a GenBank genome assembly.